This is a messenger RNA of Contarinia nasturtii (swede midge), 399 nucleotides long. Its product is annotated as serine protease persephone-like. The transcript is spliced from 2 exons. Gene Ontology annotation, biological process: proteolysis. The coding region runs from base 1 to 399 and encodes 132 amino acids. The record is from RefSeq and is a predicted model, not a curated record. Gene Ontology annotation, molecular function: serine-type endopeptidase activity. NCBI's taxonomy places the organism in Eukaryota, Metazoa, Arthropoda, Insecta, Diptera, Cecidomyiidae.
AUGGCACAAUUGUCCACAAUGCCAUUACUCCAAUGCAAUGCAACUGUUAUCGAAUGGAAUAAAAUACCAAAUAGUGCACAAUUUCGAAAUGGUCUCAUUGAUGGCCAAUAUUGUGCAUACAAUCCAGAGGGAAUAAGAGAUGCUUGCCACGGAGAUAGUGGAGGGCCACUUCAGUAUUUCAACGGAGUCAGCUCGGUUGCAAAGAUUGUAGGCGUCGUGUCAUUUGGGAUUGUCUGUGGUGGUACAACUUUACCAGGAAUUUAUACAAGAGUGGCUAAUUAUUUGGAUUGGAUUGAACCGAUCGUAUGGCCAAAUCAACCUCAACAUGAUCAUCGCGCUACAUGGUUAGUGGGAGUGGACGACGAUGAAGAGAUCUGUGCCAGACGAAUACUCUCCUAA